Rana temporaria (common frog) is the source of this 2341-nucleotide messenger RNA. Its product is annotated as gastrula zinc finger protein XlCGF52.1-like. Gene Ontology annotation, cellular component: nucleus. The record is from RefSeq and is a predicted model, not a curated record. Lineage: Eukaryota; Metazoa; Chordata; Amphibia; Anura; Ranidae. Gene Ontology annotation, molecular function: RNA polymerase II cis-regulatory region sequence-specific DNA binding; DNA-binding transcription activator activity, RNA polymerase II-specific. Bases 180 to 1391 code for a protein of 403 amino acids. Gene Ontology annotation, biological process: regulation of transcription by RNA polymerase II. The transcript has a single exon.
UUACAUUUAUUUAAAAUUGCCUUCCAACAGAUGGAUGUGAUGUGAGGAAUUCCUCGGAGAGACAUCUUCUAUUAUCUGCUGAUUGUAAGUCAGAAGAUAAUGUCAUCACACAGGAUCCUCCAGGAGGAAAUCCAAAUACACAAAAUAUACAUCACAGACCUUCCUGUCCGGAGACAUCAAUGGAUCCCUCUGAUCAGGGGGAAUCUUCUCAUCAAUCACAUACUAUGAUAGUAAAUAUCCAUGUAAGAUCUCACACUGCAGAUAGAUCAACAGAUCCUUCUAAUCCCGAGGAAUCUUCCUCACCCCAUGAAGGAGAUCACCGAGGUGACCAUCUAUUCUCAUGUUCAGAGUGCGGGAAAUGUUUCAGUGAGAAAGGAAAACUUCUUGUACACCAAAAAUUUCACACAGGUGAACGACCUUUUUUAUGCUCAGAGUGCGGGAAAUGUUUCACUCAGAAAGGAGAUCUUAAUGUACAUCAGAGAAUUCAUAAAGGAGACCGUCUGUUUUCCUGUUUAGAGUGUGGAAAAUGUUUUACACAGAAAAUCAAACUUCUUAUACAUCAGAGGAGUCAUACGGGGGAGCGUCCCUUUUCCUGUUCAGAGUGUGGAAAAUGUUUUGCACAGAAAUUUGCUCUUCUUAUACACAAGAGAAUUCACACAGGUGAGCGGCCAUUUUCCUGUUCAGAGUGCGGGAAAUGUUUUUCAGAUAAAGGAAACCUCCUUAAACACCAGAGAACUCACACGGGUGAGCGUCCCUAUUCAUGUUCAGAGUGCGGAAAAUGUUUCACUCGGAAAGGAGCACUUAUUGAACACCAGACUAUCCACUCGGGUGAGGGUCCAUUCUCUUGUUCGGAGUGCGGAAAAUGUUUCCUUUAUAAAGGUAAACUUGUGGAACACCAGAGAAGCCACACGGGUGAGCGUACUUUCUGUUGUUUGGAGUGCGGCAAAUGUUUUUCUGAAAAAGGAAACCUUUUAAAACACCAGAGAUGUCACACAGGCGAGCGUCCUUUUUCCUGUUCAGAGUGCGGAAAAUGCUUCACGCAGAAAAUCGCCCUCCUUGUACACCAGAGAAGUCACACGGGGGAGCGUCCCUAUUCAUGUUCAGAGUGCGGGAAACGUUUUACUGAAAAAGGAAAACUUCAUGUACACAAGAGAGUUCACACGGGGGAGCGUCCUUAUUCGUGUUCAGAGUGCGGGAAAAGUUUCACUCAGAAAGGAGAUCUUAUUGUACACAAAAGAAUACACACGGGCGAGCGUCCUUUUUCAUGUCCAGUGUGCGGAAGAGCGUUCACUAAGAAAGGAAACCUUGUUGAACACCAGAAAAGACACACGGUUGAGCGUCCUCAGACUGCGGGAAAGGUUUUGCCAAAAAAGACUAAAAAGACAUCAUAAAGAAUGUUAUGCGAUAUGAAGGUGCCGCACACCAACAAUGUGUGAAAACUGGAAAAAGGCCUCAACCUCUGCUCCUCCUAAGACCAUAUAACCAACGAGUUUCGUCCCACCCCAGGAGCUUAGUCCUAGAGGUCAUAUAGAGCGUUAGGUAUUUUGACAAAUAUGUAAUGGAUCUUAAUAGGUGGAAUGAUUUAGUCCAUAGAGAAACCUGUAGGAUAAAAAAUUUAGCUGUCACAAGAAAAUUUUAAGUUUGAGCCAAGAUUUUUCUUGGUUGCUUCUGUUACUUGGAGACUCUGAUACAGCGCUGAAGGUGGUAGCCUCUGACUAUAGGCUACACAGGUAUGCAGAUCCAGUGUCAUGAUUACCUCUAACGCAGGUGAUCAGACACUACAGCUGGCUUCUGUGUUCUUCACCUAUAGCAGCACCCUUUCCUGUAAGGCAAGGAGGGCCUACCUGUACUUGGUUGCCCCCAGGACUUGUAGUGCCUGGCCACCACGCCAGGGCAUGCAAAACUGAGGAAAGCAAACAGGUACUUGCUGUUCGCAGAUAGGCAAGGAUUAGAAUAGUCAAGGUCAAAAUCUGAAGUAAAAAAAAAACAGGCAGAGUUCAGAAAACAGUCUAUAGCCUAUUCAAGGUCAUCAACGAGGUAAUACAAUCUAGCAGUGCAUACAAACCGGUAGCUGGAUGAGGUAUUUACACAUGCUAUCACGAGCGUGAGAUUGCAGGCUUGGCUGGCUUAAAUCGGGUUUGGUCUCCACCCAGAGACUGGCCACAUUCAUCAAGGUGCAGGUGGACAGACAGACAUAGAGACGGUCACAGCCAAAACCAGGAUGCUGGAAUGAGGAGCAGGUAUGCUAGAUGCUUCUGACACCCAGGAACUCAAAGCGGCAUCGAUCGUGUCAUCCCUUUUAUAGGGGGACAAAAUCGAUGCCGUCACACCUACAGCCACA